Drosophila willistoni is the source of this 2364-nucleotide messenger RNA. RefSeq lists its product as uncharacterized. Lineage: Eukaryota; Metazoa; Arthropoda; Insecta; Diptera; Drosophilidae. The record is from RefSeq and is a predicted model, not a curated record. The coding region runs from base 129 to 2288 and encodes 719 amino acids. The transcript is spliced from 7 exons.
UUUCUCUCACAUUUUACUUUUUUGCGAACGCGUUCGAAAUUAAAUACAGUUCUCUCUCACUCACACACACACACACACGAAAACUCUCUUGUGCUUGUGGUUUUCUCCUCGCAAACCAAAGUUGUGCGAUGAAAACGAUGCAUUCGACAACGAACAACAGAAGAAUACACACAGCAGCCAUCCCCAUGCGCUUGUUGAUGAUCUCGGCCCUGGUGGGUCUACUGGUGGCCUUGCCCGGCCAGGCAGCAGCCCGCAUGGCCUUCGAGAAGUUGACAGAUUUCGAUUUCGCUGGAACCACCUACUACAGCGUUAAGAAUCUAUCGUUGUACGAGUGCCAGGGAUGGUGCCGAGAGGAGGCCGAUUGCCAGGCAGCUGCAUUCAGUUUUGUGGUGAAUCCAUUGUCCCCCUCGCAAGAGACCCACUGUCAGUUGCAGAACGAUUCGUCGGCGGCCAAUCCAUCGGCGGCCCCACAGCGUUCAGCCAAUAUGUAUUAUAUGGUAAAAUUGCAAUUGCGCAGCGAGAAUGUUUGCCAUCGUCCGUGGUCGUUUGAGCGUGUUCCCAACAAGGUGAUACGCGGAUUGGACAAUGCCCUCAUCUAUACCAGCACUAAGGAGGCUUGUCUGUCGGCCUGUCUCAAUGAGAAGCGUUUCAUUUGCCGUUCGGUGGAAUAUGAUUACAAUAACAUGAAAUGCGUGCUAAGCGAUUCGGAUAGACGCAGUUCGGGUCAAUUUGUUCAACUGGUUGAUGCCCAGGGUACCGAUUACUUUGAGAAUCUAUGCUUGAAGCCCACUCAGGCCUGUAAGAACACACGCACAUUUGCCAAUGCUCGCAUGGGUGUGUCCGAGGAGAAAGUGGCCCAAUAUGUGGGACUCCAUUACUAUACCGACAAGGAAUUGCAAGUGACAUCGGAAUCGGCCUGUCGUCUGGCAUGUGAAAUCGAAUCGGAAUUCCUGUGCCGCUCCUUCUUGUAUUUGGGUCAACCACAGGGUGCUCAAUACAAUUGCCGGCUAUAUCACUUGGAUCACAAGACUCUGCCCGAUGGACCAUCGACCUAUUUGAAUCAUGAGCGUCCUCUUAUCGAUCAUGGUGAACCAAUUGGACAGUAUUUCGAGAAUCAAUGUGAGAAAUCCGCUGCCGGAGGCUCAUUGCCGGGCACACAAGACAAGGUGGAUACAGGAACUCUGCCCGUUAGUCUGGACACUAUUGAGGAUCCUAAUCUAACGAAUCUGACGCGUAACGAUGUCAACUGCGACAAGACUGGCACUUGCUAUGAUGUCUCUGUUCAUUGCAAGGACACACGUAUUGCAGUGCAAGUGAGAACCAAUAAACCAUUCAAUGGACGCAUCUAUGCCUUGGGUCGCUCGGAGACUUGUAAUAUUGAUGUUAUCAACUCGGAUGCCUUCCGUCUCGAUUUGACCAUGGCUGGACAGGAUUGUAACACCCAGAGUGUGACUGGCGUUUACUCGAACACGGUUGUCCUGCAACAUCAUAGUGUCGUCAUGACCAAGGCUGAUAAGAUCUACAAGGUCAAAUGUACUUAUGACAUGAGCUCCAAGAACAUCACAUUCGGCAUGAUGCCCAUCCGCGAUCCUGAAAUGAUUCACAUCAACUCAUCGCCCGAGGCCCCACCACCAAGGAUUCGCAUUCUGGAUACACGUCAACGUGAAGUGGAGACAGUGCGCAUUGGCGAUCGCCUCAAUUUCCGCAUCGAGAUACCAGAAGACACUCCCUACGGUAUCUUUGCCCGGUCCUGUGUCGCCAUGGCCAAGGAUGCACGCACCAGCUUCAAAAUCAUCGAUGACGACGGCUGUCCCACCGAUCCCAUCAUCUUCCCCGGUUUCACUGCCGAUGGCAAUGCAUUGCAAUCGACCUAUGAGGCAUUCCGUUUCACCGAAAGCUAUGGCGUCAUAUUCCAAUGUAAUGUCAAAUACUGCCUGGGUCCUUGCGAGCCAGCUGUGUGUGAAUGGAAUGCAGAAUCCUUCGAAUCAUUGGGCAGAAGGCGUCGUCGUUCCAUCGAGAGUAAUGAGACUAAGAGCGAGGAUGAUAUGAACAUCUCACAGGAAAUUCUGGUCUUGGACUUUGGUGAUGAGAAGAGAGAAUUCUUCAAGGCAGAUCCCAGCACAGAUUUUGCCAAAGACAAAACUGUCACCAUUAUCGAGCCAUGCCCCACAAAGACAUCUGUGCUGGCACUGGCUGUCACUUGUGCAUUGAUGAUCCUGCUCUACAUCUCUACCUUGUUCUGCUACUACAUGAAGAAGUGGAUGCAGCCCCACAAGAUUGUAGCAUAAGGACUCGUAAUGAAGAAUUCAAUCUUGAAUGAAGAAGACGAUUAUAACACAGAAGAAGAAGAAAAGAAAACAAAAC